GUGGCCGAACCAGACCGGAAGUAGCGCCCAGUCGGGACCCGUAGGGAGAGGCAGAGAGCCGGUGGUGGCGGCAGCGGCCGCUCAAGCUGUGACUGUGGUGGCGGCUUGUGGCGAGGCUGCGUGGCAGCGGCGACCAGGCUGGUGCAGCAGCGGCUCGCUCAGACUAUUCUGGAGACACCCGGCGUCUCUCUUCUCGAAUUUCUCUCGGCCCUUGUAGGUGGAUUCGUAGCCUGAAGUGAGUGAGAACUUUUUAUUGCAACCACUGAGUUCAGAUGGGUAUGGGAAAGAUGCAUGGUCAUGGAGGGUAUGACUCUGAUUUUAGUGAUGAUGAGCACUGUGGAGAAUCUAGCAAAAGGAAAAAAAGGACAGCUGAAGAUGAUUUACUGCUCAAAAAGCCAUUUCAGAAAGAAAAACAUGGGAAGGUGGUCCAUAAACAAGUUGCAGCAGAAUUGCUGGAUAGGGAAGAGGCAAGAAAUAGAAGGUUUCAUCUCAUAGCUAUGGAUGCUUAUCAAAGGCAUACAAAGUUUGUAAAUGACUAUAUUUUAUACUACGGUGGCAAAAAAGAAGACUUCAGGCGAUCCAGGGAAAAUGACAAGACAGACAUGGAUGUUAUACGGGAAAAUCAUAGAUUCCUAUGGAAUGAGGAGGAUGAAAUGGACAUGAAUUGGGAGAAGAGACUUGCAAAGAAAUACUAUGAUAAAUUAUUCAAGGAAUACUGCAUAGCAGAUCUCAGCAGAUACAAAGAAAAUAAGUUUGGAUUUAGGUGGCGAGUAGAAAGAGAAGUAAUUUCAGGAAAAGGCCAGUUUUGCUGUGGAAAUAAAUGUUGUGACAAAAAAGAAGGCUUAAAGAGUUGGGAAGUUAAUUUUGGUUAUAUUGAGCAUGGUGAAAAGAGAAAUGCUCUUGUUAAAUUAAGAUUAUGCCAAGAAUGUUCCUUUAAAUUAAAUUUUCAUCACAGGAGAAAAGAAGUCAAGUCAAAAAAAAGAAAGGAUAAAACCAAAAAAGAUUGUGGAGAGUCAUCACAUAAAAAAUCCAGAUUAUCUUCUGUGGAAGAGAAGGAUAAAGCACAUUCAUCCUCAGUGAAAUCAGAAAAUUCGAUCAACAGAAACUCUGAUGAAGAAGAAAGUACUUCAGAAUCUGACCUUUGGAAGGGCCCACUACCAGAGACAGAUGAAAAAUCACAGGAAGAAGAAUUUGAUGAGUAUUUUCAAGAUUUAUUUCUGUGAGAAGGAAGAAAGAUGCCUACAUUCCUUAAUGUGAAAGUCAAACCUGUUUUUUGUAAAGACCAAAGAGAUGACUAGAGAAGAAGAUGCAUGAUUUGGUGCAUAAGAGAGGACCUGUAGAAAAUGAUCAUAGCAUUCCAGUUAUUAUGAAGAUAUGCUGUUUUAAAUGACAUUUAAACAUGGAAUGAUUGGCAUUAAACUGCAAAAGAGGUAAUUUUAGUGUCUUAUUUUUAAAUGGUAUGAGAGACUUUCCUUUUAUUAAACAGUUGUUAUUCAUUAAUUAAAUAUUUAUCAGGCUUCUGUUAUGUGUGAGACAGUGAGCUGGACAUUGCUACAAAGGAACUAUAUAGGAAAUAAUUAUGUACUCAUUUCUAAACCAUCAGAAAAUAGUAAAUCAGUGUUGGUUUAUUAACCAAAUAAGUAGACACAGCAUGUAUGUUGUGUCUUUUUCAGCUCACUAUUAGGGAGUGAAAAAGAAUCUUGGUUUCUGAGGAAGAAGUAUUGAAAUAUCCAGCAACAAAACUGAUAUUAGUGAUAUAAUUGAUGAAGCUAAAAUAUCUUUAUAGUAAAAGUGGUCAUCAGAAAAUAAAAUCCUUGGAGUUCCCAUUGUGGCACAGUGAGUUAGUGAUCUGGCUUGUCUCUGUAA
Sus scrofa (pig) is the source of this 1866-nucleotide messenger RNA. RefSeq names its product FRA10A associated CGG repeat 1 (gene FRA10AC1). NCBI's taxonomy places the organism in Eukaryota, Metazoa, Chordata, Mammalia, Artiodactyla, Suidae. Gene Ontology annotation, molecular function: phosphatase activity. Gene Ontology annotation, biological process: dephosphorylation. The record is from RefSeq and is a predicted model, not a curated record.